Molecule: messenger RNA, 1240 nt
Organism: Haliaeetus leucocephalus (bald eagle)
Lineage: Eukaryota; Metazoa; Chordata; Aves; Accipitriformes; Accipitridae
Gene: SLC25A26
Product: solute carrier family 25 (S-adenosylmethionine carrier), member 26
Exons: 10
Coding region: 49-852 (267 amino acids)
Biological process (GO): transmembrane transport
Cellular component (GO): mitochondrial inner membrane
Molecular function (GO): S-adenosyl-L-methionine transmembrane transporter activity
Source: RefSeq, a predicted model, not a curated record
AGCUGGUGUGUGCUGCGCCGUCUCGCCACCUCGUCUGGCCGCCCCUGAAUGGAGCCGCGGGAGUCCUGGGCGGCCUUGGCGGCUGGUGGAGUUGCUGGUGUCUGUGUUGACUUGAUCCUUUUUCCCCUGGAUACUGUAAAAACAAGACUGCAGAGUCCUCAAGGAUUUAGGAAGGCUGGUGGUUUUCGUGGCAUCUAUGCUGGUGUUCCUUCCACUGCUAUAGGAUCCUUUCCAAAUGCUGCUGCAUUUUUUAUCACCUAUGAGAAUGUGAAAUCUAUGCUGCACCAUGGCUCUACAUCUUACUUGACUCCAGCAACACAUAUGGUGGCUGCCUCCCUUGGGGAAGUGGUUGCAUGCCUCAUACGGGUUCCAUCUGAGGUUGUCAAGCAAAGGGCCCAGGUUUCUCCUUCCUCAAGUACCCUCCGGAUUCUCUCCCACACCUUGUAUCAUGAGGGUAUUCAAGGACUUUAUCGGGGUUAUAAAAGCACAGUAUUAAGAGAGAUUCCUUUCUCUCUGGUACAAUUUCCCCUCUGGGAGUCCUUAAAGGAUCUCUGGUCAUGGAAGCAGGGUCACGUGGUGGAUUCUUGGCAGUCAGCAGUCUGUGGAGCUUUUGCAGGUGGAUUUGCAGCUGCAGUCACCACACCUCUCGAUGUAGCGAAGACAAGAAUUAUGUUGGCAAAGGCUGGUUCCAGCAACGCUAGUGGAAAUGUUCUGACCGCCCUCGGUGGCAUCUGGAGGACACAAGGCCUGUCGGGCUUGUUUGCAGGUGUUGUCCCACGGAUGGCAGCCAUCAGCCUGGGAGGCUUCAUCUUCCUGGGGACAUACGAGAAGACUCGCCAGCUGCUGCUCUGACCCAGCCCAGCCGGUCCUGCCGGUGGCCGCCAAAGAGCUGGAGAAGCCGCCGAGUUGGAGGAGGAGUCCGCCCGCGAACGCAGCCUUCCUCCGAUCGCCCCUUCGCCGUGCCGCAGCAGCUGUUCAGCAGGCUGAGAGCUGCCUUCGCUGUUAAAGAAAAGUAAAUCCUCCAAUAAUCCAAUUUCCCAAACAUGAAAUCUUCCUGCAUGGAAAGUGAGUGAGGUCAUUGUGAGAGCUGUGCCAAAAAAGUAAUGUUUUGGGGGGGGGGGGUAAACAGCUAAUUACGGUUGCUGAGAAAGGCGUUAUUAGAACUCCUGCAGGGGAAAUGUUUUUGCAAACCUCCAGAUCGUGGGCUGAGCGGGGAGGCUGAAAUAAAGCAAGUUUUCAU